Messenger RNA from Vidua macroura (Pin-tailed whydah), 829 nucleotides. RefSeq names its product trichohyalin-like. The coding region runs from base 26 to 829 and encodes 267 amino acids. The transcript is spliced from 4 exons. NCBI's taxonomy places the organism in Eukaryota, Metazoa, Chordata, Aves, Passeriformes, Viduidae. The record is from RefSeq and is a predicted model, not a curated record.
AUCUGUGCCUCCCCACGGGCAGAGAAUGACCCAGGAGAGCAGCAGCACAGUGCUCUGGGAACGUGUGAGCCCAUCAGUCCUUGAGUCUUGGCCCACAAAUGUCGUAUGGAAAGUUGAAACCCAUCUUCUCUUGCUUUCUGUGCAGAUCCUUCCAGAGAAAGAGCAGGAGCAGAUUGUGUUAUCAGAGAUGCCAUGCCGGACUCAGGGAGAGCUGAGAGCCCGAGAGCAGGAAGAGCAGCUCAGGCAGCAGGUGGAAGAGCCACAGGAGAAUGGCCAGAGCAUCAAGGCAGAGCCACAAGCAGAGCUGCCCGAAGCUCAGAGUGCCAUCACAGAAGUGAAGAAGAGGAACCAGGAAGAGACAAGAAGAAUUCAAAAGGAGAUGAAUCUCCAUCAGCAGAGGGGUGAUCAACAAAACCAGGUGACUGAAAGAGUGGCAGUCACUCCACUUGUGAAAGAUCCUCUCUCUUGUAUUUUACAGAACUUGAAGGAACAGCUGGACACAGACUUUCAGAAAGCUCACGCUAAGAUCAUGGCAAGGGAGAAGAGGCAGGAGGAAGAAAUGAAAAUCAUCAGAGAAAAACUUAAUCCCCUCCCUCAGGCUCUACAAAAGCAAGUGAGUGAAAGAGGGAUAGCCACGGCAGUCACCACCGGCAAAGACUUCCGGCAAAUGAGUGGCAAUGAAGAGCCCCGAGGCGUGUGUGAGGCACAGGAAGUGUCCCCACCAAAGGUGCUACAGGUUGGGCAUGACCUGAAGAUGGUGCAGGAAAAGAGGACACAGUGGGGGGAGGACGAGCACUUGAACAAGGAGCUGCAAGUCAGCAUGGUCUAA